AUGACUCCUUCCAUGUCUCCGCAUGCUGUCAGGGCCAUCACCGAAACGAUGCGCCAGGAAAUGAGAGAUGCUGUAAAGAAAAUCAAAGUUACGAGUGUUAGCCCUGGCGCUGUGCUGACGGAAAUUUUCGACGGGUGGGACCUUCCCGCGGACAUGCAAAUGCUGCAGCCAGAAGAUAUUUCGCAAGCCGUUCUGUACACGUUGAGUACGCCACCACGGGUACAAGUGCACGAA
Molecule: messenger RNA, 234 nt
Organism: Anopheles cruzii
Lineage: Eukaryota; Metazoa; Arthropoda; Insecta; Diptera; Culicidae
Product: farnesol dehydrogenase-like
Exons: 3
Source: RefSeq, a predicted model, not a curated record